This is a messenger RNA of Xenopus laevis (African clawed frog), 2063 nucleotides long. It is a transcript of the gene prxl2a.S, whose product is annotated as peroxiredoxin like 2A S homeolog. Gene Ontology annotation, cellular component: cytoplasm. Bases 177 to 860 code for a protein of 227 amino acids. Gene Ontology annotation, molecular function: antioxidant activity. The transcript is spliced from 6 exons. NCBI's taxonomy places the organism in Eukaryota, Metazoa, Chordata, Amphibia, Anura, Pipidae. The record is from RefSeq and is a predicted model, not a curated record. Gene Ontology annotation, biological process: cellular oxidant detoxification.
CAACGUCGGACACGCCCCCUGAAUCAGCUUAUCCAACUGGCCAAAUGUCGUGUGUGCAUUGGGUAGUUAGUUGUUCGUGACGGGACUAAGGUGCAGGUGUAAAUGAGCACCGUAAGACUAUAUAGUUUUACUGCCUUUUGGAAACCUGAAGUAAUCCGUGGAACUUUUGUAUUUUGAUGUUUGACCUGAGUGAUCAAUUAAUCACCAUGGGAUUGUGGUCCAUCAGCAUUGGAGCCUUUGGAGCAGCAGUGGCUGGAAUCCUGUUCGCCAACACAGACUUUUUUCUCUCACAAACUGAAAAGGCCACCAUAGAGUACUUAGAAGAAACAGAAUUAAAGACCAUUGGAGAAGAACCAAGAUCGUUUAAGGCAAAGGAUUUGUGGGAGAGAACUGGUGCGGUGAUUAUGGCAGUUCGUAGACCUGGAUGCUUUUUAUGCCGAGAGGAAGCUUCAGGGUUGUCUUCUCUUAAACCUCAACUUGAUCAGCUAGGUAUUCCAUUGUAUGCUGUAGUAAAAGAGAACAUUGGCAAUGAAGUUGAACAUUUUCAACCCUACUUCAAAGGUGAAAUAUUUCUUGAUGCAAAGGGUCAAUUUUAUGGUCCUCAAAAACGUAAGAUGAUGCUUUUGGGUCUGGUACGACUUGGUGUGUGGCAGAACUUCCGGCGUGCUUGGAAGGGGGGCUUUGAAGGAAAUUUGGAGGGGGAAGGACUAAUACUUGGAGGCAUGUUUGUGAUUGGAUGUGAAAAACAGGGCAUUCUUCUUGAGCACCGGGAGAAGGAAUUUGGAGAUAAAGCAAAUCUGACUGCUGUCCUUGAUGCUGCUAGAAAAAUAAGCAAACAAAAAGCACAAAAUGGAAAUUAAACUUGCAAAACUACUAGACCUUUAAUUUAUGUAAUACCAGUAUCAGAAUUCUCUUUCCUUGAAUUCUCCAUACAUUAACUCAUGAGUGCAUAUUAUUUAUUUGCAGUGCCUUUGUAAGUUGUAUAAUGUUUUAACUUGACAUAUUACUAUGCCUUAUGUUUUAACAUUUAAUACUCUCAAAUGAAAAGUUCAAGCAGUGUGAUACAGACUAUUUAUGUUUGUACUGUAGGUGCUUAAUAACAGGGAUACAAAAUAAUUUGAUUUUGGAUUGAGAGAUCGUGUCUAGAUGUUAAUAUUUCAUAGUAGUUGAAUGGGAAUGGAAUAAAAUCUACUGUAUAUGUAGUUUUUCGGAAUAUGGAGAAUGGUACUUUUCUAUGAACUCCAUAUUUUCUGUUCACAAGAACCUUAUGUAGUUUGUCAAAAACGUGGUGUGUUAGUAUAAGAAUCCCUACCGUGUACACAAAUCAGUUCUUCCUAGCUUGAUUGAUAAUCUGAAUAAGCUCCAAUCAAAUAUCCAUCGAGAAUUAUUUCAUUUUAUCCCUAUAAGUGGACCAAUGUUCUGCAAAAUCAGUCAAGACUGACCCAUUCUGUACCGGAUAUUUGCCAGUGUAUGGGCAUCUUAACUUUAAGAUUACUCCACAUUUCCAAAUUAAUCACAAAACAAGAACAAGAUGUUCUUAGUCAAAAUAAGAAGCUGAGUCCCCUUGUAAAUCUGCAUUACCUUGACUACAUUGACUUAAGAUUCUAUACCAUGAAUGACCAAAUAUAUGCUGGAUGGGAGUUUUUUUUAAUAUUAUGAAUACAUUUAAAAAAGAUUACUCAGACCCACACCCAACCGCUGGGACACAGUCUUGACUAUAAUUGCUUAUUUUUUUCUAUAAUUGAUUUGUUUUUGUUUAUUCUGUAUGUGUUGUCCUUCUACCGAACCAAUUGUUAUAACCAGGUUGACAAAUAACCUUGUUGGAAAAUUUUAAAGCACGGUUGCUAUUGUUUGCCAUUGCAGAAGUUGGCCUAGUUUGCACAGCCUCUGGCAUGAAACUUUAAGCAUGGAGACAGUGUUUUGCAGAUUUACAGUCAUUAUGUUGUUAAUAUAUGCUGUAUACCAUCUCUGAUGAUUAGUAACACUGUGAUUCAUUGCUAUGGGACGCUUACAAAUCUAAUUUUACCUGGAAUGCAAAGACAAUAAAGCUUCCUUCUCUUCCA